Molecule: messenger RNA, 1194 nt
Organism: Fimicolochytrium jonesii
Lineage: Eukaryota; Fungi; Chytridiomycota; Chytridiomycetes; Spizellomycetales; Powellomycetaceae
Product: t-SNARE
Exons: 2
Coding region: 1-1194 (397 amino acids)
Biological process (GO): intracellular protein transport; exocytosis; vesicle fusion
Cellular component (GO): plasma membrane; endomembrane system; SNARE complex
Molecular function (GO): SNARE binding; SNAP receptor activity
Source: RefSeq, a predicted model, not a curated record
AUGUCUCGCGACAGGACAGCCGACCUUCGCGGCCCCACCUCCAACAACGGCGGCGGCCGUUACCAGCAGGGCCCUCCACAACGCAACAACAGCGGCGGCAACGGCGGCUACUACAACGACGACGUCGAAAUGAGCAGGUACCCGCCCGCUCAGGGUGGCUACAGCCAGCGUGACAACUACGACAGCAACAACAACAGCAGCAGAUACCAACAGCGACCACAACAUGACGAGUACUACCAGUCACAACCACAAGGUGGCCGCUACCCACCCGCCAACAACAAUAACAACAGCUACAGUCGCAGUAACAGUGACAGCACCCUGCCAGGAGGAAGGGGCGGGAAUGUUGCAAGAGUGGGAGGAGGCGGCUCGACCAUAGACAGCUUUUUCGAAGAUGUGGAAAGCGUAAAGAGCGGUAUCGAGCAGGUCAAGCAGAAUGUGCGCUCGAUCGAUCAGUUGCACCAACGGGCGUUGUUGGGCACCAGCCCAGACGAGCAGGCUCGUUACACACGCCAAGUAGACGACCUCCAAGCCCAAACGAGCGACCUCAUCAACGACCUCCGCACCCACGUCAAGCAACUCGCGGCAGCAACAAAGACCGCUUCGGCCGCCGACCGUCCCGUCCGCGACCAACAACAAAAAGCUCUCGCAAGCAAACUCAUGGACGUAGCCCAACAAUACCAAGAAGUCCAGCUCCGCUCCAAACAAAAGUACCGCCAGCGUAUGGAACGCGAGAUCCGUAUCGCUCGCCCAGACGCCACCCCCUCCGAAGUCGAGCGCGCCCUCGACUCCAACAACGGCCAAGUCUUCUCCCAGCAGCUCCUCUCCUCCCGCGUCGGCGCCCAGCGCACCGCUCUACAGGAAGUCCAAAAUCGUCACGAGGAGAUUCACAAGAUCGAGCAGAGCGUCACCGAGCUCUUCACGCUGUUCCAGGAGAUGCAGGCGUUGCUGGAGCAGCAGCAGGAGACGAUCGAUGUGAUUGAGACGCAGGUCGAUGACACCCAUGUGAAUAUCGAGGACGGGAACAAGGAGAUGACGCAGGCGAUCGUGCACAGGAAGGCGUCCAGGAAGAAGGCGUGGUGGAUUUGCAUUUGCGUGCUCAUCUUGAUCGUCAUCCUCGUCAUUGUGCUGUACAUUUAUGUCAUCAAGCCCGCGAUCGAUACGGCUAACGCGGCCAAGCAGGCGGGUGCGAAAUAA